UAAAGUUAUAGCUCUUAGGGCAACAUACAGUUUAAAGAAAACUCUAGGUCAUACACAUACAGUAGAUGAUACCAAUCCACUAGAAUAGUUUAUAAGAGCAGCAAAGAUUUAAAAUAACCAGAAUACAACUAUUGAAAGCAACAGGACAGAACUUAAAAGGCCAUGAAAAAUAGCAGAGUAGAAUCAGAUGGAUCUUAAUGAGGAGAAUAUUCCAAAGCUGGAAGGAACUUCCAUUAAGGCUUCAGCACGUGAGGAUACCUGGAGCAGGACCUAUCACGAUAAUCUCAGGUUUGGGACAGAAUUUAUUGCAAGUUUAUAGCAAAAUAUUAGAUCCAACCAUCUCUGUAUCUAUGUCUAAAACAUCAAUUCAUAUAAUCUUGCAUCUGUAUUACUACAAACAUUAUUCAUCAUCAUUCUAGAUAAACCAGACAGACCAACAAAGUCAGUGGUUUUUAGUUGAAAACAAUGAAUGACACUAAUAUCGGCAGUGUAAAUGCAGCUAUAUCAAAUAUGAUCAGCUAAAUGGACUUUAUAUGGAAAGGAGCAUAGCAUGAAAGGGAGUUGAAGAUGAAAUUCUGUUGGCAACUUCUCUGCAGACUUAAACUCAAGCACUGAAAGGAAACUUACAAAUACACUGAUUUCUUUCUUUUUAUUUUUUUUACCCCACCUUAAUGCUUUAGCAGUCUAAUAUAAAUAGAAACACUCAUUUUCUUUCGUUGCUUUUUUUUUACAUUGAGUCCCUUUCCAAUUUGGAGGUUGUAACAGAAUCAAAAGUUAGAGGUUAUUCAAUUAAAUAAUAAACCAAAAUAAAAUAAUUUUACAAAGACGACUGUCACUUUGUGAAAUGUAGAGAAUAGAUAAUAACAUUGCUACUCAGAUUCAUAGCUCUUUUGAAGUGGCAUCUAUUUCAAUGGAAUGUUUACUCUCAAAUAUGGUUUUUUUAAAAAUUAGGAUUGAAUCAUGAGCAAUGUUUCCCAAAAUAAAAUACAUGCCAUAAUUUGGGGCAAGAAGUAGCAACUUUACUGCUUCCAAAUAACAUUUUCAUUACAGAUUUGAAAUAUUUAAAAUUUAACGGUUCUGCAAGCCACAGCAGUGCAAACACCUUUCAAAAUACUGGAUUAUUUUUGUUUUUGCCAAUAAUGUUAAUUAUUUACAGUUCUGCAGUUUUCAGAACCCAUCUGAAGUCUUCCACAUGGGCUUUUGGAAAUAAUUUUUGCUCACUUAAUUAUUUCUCUCAGUUUUAAGAUUUUCAACCCACAUGGAUGUUUGAACUGACAAUAUACUAAGUUUUGCCUCUUCCCUCUGCUGAAGUUUCCCAUCUCUAUUUUUUUUUACUGUUUCUGAGACUAGAGAGAAAUGCAGCUUGAAUAAACAAAUGAUAAACAACAUUUUAGGUUCUAAAAUACUCUUUGGUAUUUAUCUUUCUUAACCUCAUCUCAAUUUCCCACCCCUGAAUCUUUGAACUAUUUUAUUUAGUACCUUUACCAAUCAAGUCCAAAUUCGUGAAAAAAAAAAUCUUCUUUCAGAAAUUCUGAUAAACAUCCAAAUUCUUUAAGAAGUAAGCAAAGCCUCGGCUGCCUGUCAGAAGUCUUUGGUGAGAAAAGAUUGAUCACUUUCCUCUCCCCCUCAAUCCUUGCUCUUUACUUGCUCUGUUUGUGGGCAACUUUUAAAAAGAGGAUGGGGGUGGAGGCCUACAAACAUUCUUAGAUACAUCCUUAAGAACCAGUUUUGAUAUUUGAAGAAAAGCUUUUAAAAUUAAAUUGACGAUCCCAGAAAAUAUUCAUUUGCGAGGAAAAAAGUGAUAAACUGUGGGGAGAAGGGAGAAUUAUUCUUUCCUAUAUUCUUAAAGAAGCUUUUUAAAAAUAGGUCCUGGGUUACUAACUCACAUCUUUCCCCAUCAUCUCAAACAUUCCAAGGUCUGCUCUAGAAUGUAUUAUCAGAAACAUUUUCUAAAGUCCUUUCAUACAGAUUUGAAUUGGGCAGUUUGGAAUAUUUUUAUUUCAAAUCAGCUGUUUCACAUGAAUUUGUUUCUCACUGUUUCAGUAGGGUUCAGUAGGUUGUUAAAUGAGAAGUGUCUAGAAUAAUGGGAUAUUUCUUCUGUAUACCUUUCCUCUCUUUUAACACCCUUUCUCCGUCUUCAUUCUUUCUUCUACAUUAGGCCUAUCACCCAGGCCAUUUGCCAGAUAAACUUAAAAGACGAAUUGUAACCUUCACUACCUGCUCAUCACCAUCUUGCCCACUAUUACUUCCUCAGUCAAACCUUAAGGAGCAUCUUCCUCUGGAUUUAGCUUUUGUAAUCAGGACAAGAAAUCUUCAAGCAUGACAAGUGGAAGUAUUAUUGCUGUUAUUAUUGUCAUGGUUGCAAUUAUUAUUAGCUAUAAUGGGGGGGGAACCCCAACCCUCUGUUUUCAACUAGAAUGGCCCAGCUAUUGGGCUAGCCAGGUCACGUGAUGAGGAAUUGGCUGCAAUUUAUCCCUGCUUGUCAGUUUAAUAGAGCAAGGUCCCCAUACGCCUGUUUUAUCAGCAAUAUAAGAUAUUAAAAAAUAAAAAUAAAAAGGUGGGUAGAAAAGGGGGAGGAGAUUGCAAAUAAUACUUACACUAAAAAGGAUAUAAAAUAUUGGAAGGGCCUGAAAGAUCCAGCGUUCCUUCCCCACCCACCCACCCGCAUCCCCCGCCCCCUCCUUUUGCACUGGGCCUCUGGAAAAAGCCAUGAAUUUUGAAUUUGAGAGGGAGAUAGGCUUCAUAAACAGCCAGCCAUCGCUAGCGGAGUGUCUGACGUCCCUUCCCGCUGUCCUGGAGACAUUUCAAACUUCAUCAAUCAAGGAACCACCGACGUUAAUUCCUCCUCCUUUGGAACAAACCCUCCUCGGCUUGGAUCCUUGUUCCAGCAGCCAGCCUGUGCUGAGGAGCCAAAAGAAAGCAAGGCAUGGGCAGGCCCAGAAAACCACGCUCCAGUCUUCUGCUCUGGGUGGAGAAUUCCCCUGGAUGAAGGAGAAGAAAUCUUUUAAGAAAGCUAACCAGAUCCCUGCCUCUUUGUCUCUCUCAUCUUCUGUGCCUGGAUUUGUCCCGGCUUCUCCUGCAGACACGUGUUUAGACCACAGCGAAAAAACUUCCCGACGGCUGAGGACGGCUUAUACCAACACGCAGCUCUUGGAGUUGGAGAAGGAGUUCCAUUUUAACAAAUACCUCUGCAGACCCCGCCGGGUGGAGAUCGCGGCUUUGCUGGACUUGACAGAAAGGCAAGUGAAAGUCUGGUUCCAGAACCGUCGGAUGAAGCACAAGAGGCAGACGCAGCACAGCGCAGAUCCUGCCGAAGAGGACCAAGGCAGCAGCCAGGAAACAGGGGAAGCGGAGAACGGCAGCUCUUCCUGCAGAGAAUCGCGGAAGUUGACUUGUCCCUACCCAGCCGGCAGUCACAGCAGAGAGAGUCGGAGUGCUCCAGCGCCUUACCCGAUGCUUAGCCAGGGCAGAGCUCCUGCCGCAGAGCUCGGCGAAACCGCCGGCGCUCGCACUAUCUCCUCUUGCUCGUCCUCCUGCUCUGGCUCAUCGCCGGGCGACGGGUUCCCGGAAAGUCAGAGGUCCCCUUUGCUGCCGCUGGACCCGAGCGGCUUCUCGGCGAAUUCCUGCCCACAGGCAGCAGGAGAGCUUUCACCCAGCCUCCAGGGCUGCGCAGAUAGCCCUAUAAGUUUCUCCCUAGAAGACCUAGACUUUUUUACCAGCACGCUGUGUGCGUUGGAUUUACCCCAUUUCAAUUUUCAGUAACCUCUCGAACCUCCAAUUUAUUAUUUGCCUUGGGUAAUAUACCCCUAUAAAUAAUACAAAGUGUAUGCACACACUAGUUAUGCCCAGUUAAGUGCAGUCAUUUCAAACCUUUUAGCCACGAAACUCCUAUUUUUCCCCCUCAGUACUUCUUGGGGAAGAAUGUUAGUGAAAUGAUUGCGAUAAAUUAUUUCGAUCAUUUUUUCCAAAGGGAAUUUAUAUUUAAAUGACAUUAGGAUUUUCUUUUAUUCCGCACCCUUUUACAAAUGCAUAAUGGAGCAUUUGAGGUUAAGCAGGUGCCCUAGGUGUUAAAAAUACAACAUAAUUGUAUAAGGAGGUUUUGUUUUUCAGCUCAAGAAAUUAUGCCCUUUAGAGUUUGAAAUAUUUCAAACAUCAGGUUCUUUCUUUUCCCAUACCCGUAUUUCAACCACCCUCCAUCCCAUUUUGACAGAGUAGAUAUUAACAAAUGCAGAACAAGAAAAAAAAUGUCCUAAUGAAAUUCUCAGGAACCAAAACAAGACAUUUAGAUGUCUUAAUUUUAAAAAGAAAGAAAGACAGACAGACAGACAGACAGACAGACAGACAGACAGACAGAAAGAAAGAAAGAAUUACCAUUACCUUUUAGAAGUAGAUUAUUUAUUUAAGUGUUUUAAUAAUAAAAUGCAAAUUAUUUAUUGUAUAUUAUUUUCAUAGAUUAAAUAAACGGCUUUAUAGUCUCUAAAAUGCCGCAUUCUUGUUUUAUAGGUAUUG
This is a messenger RNA of Ahaetulla prasina, 4509 nucleotides long. RefSeq names its product homeobox B2 (gene HOXB2). The record is from RefSeq and is a predicted model, not a curated record. The coding region runs from base 2710 to 3762 and encodes 350 amino acids. Lineage: Eukaryota; Metazoa; Chordata; Lepidosauria; Squamata; Colubridae. The transcript is spliced from 2 exons. Gene Ontology annotation, biological process: regulation of DNA-templated transcription. Gene Ontology annotation, molecular function: DNA-binding transcription factor activity, RNA polymerase II-specific; DNA binding.